Messenger RNA from Acaulospora morrowiae, 479 nucleotides. Lineage: Eukaryota; Fungi; Glomeromycota; Glomeromycetes; Diversisporales; Acaulosporaceae. The record is from the annotation of a GenBank genome assembly.
AUGUCAUCGAGCGUUGUUUUUAUCAUCAAUGCGCUGGAAAGUAUUGGUGCAAAUAAGGAAUGCAGAAGGAAUAAAAAGCUAAAAGAGAGCGUUCACAAAGCCUUAGGAUCAAUAAAACAAAAAGACGCGGAAGAUACAACAGGCGAUGCCGAUAUCAUCUUCGAACCAUUUCAACUAGCAUGUCAGGCGAAGGUCGCUCCCCUCAUGAUCACGUCACUUGACUGCAUAGGAAAACUUUUCUCGUACAAUUAUUUCAUAGAAUGCAAUAAACCUCACACCCCCGCAAGCGAAAAGAAACAGCAAGAUGAAGAGGAUAAAAUUGAUCCCGAAAAACCUUUGAUAGAUCGGGCGAUUGAUGUCGUGUGCGAUUGCUUCGUCGGGGAAAACACCGGUGAUCAAGUGCAAUUACAGAUAAUCAAGGCACUCCUUGCGGCUGUGUCCUCAACGGUCACUCCUAUUCAUCAGUCUUCUCUUCUCAA